Messenger RNA from Oncorhynchus gorbuscha (pink salmon), 2936 nucleotides. RefSeq names its product ankyrin repeat domain-containing protein 34C-like. NCBI's taxonomy places the organism in Eukaryota, Metazoa, Chordata, Actinopteri, Salmoniformes, Salmonidae. The transcript has 2 exons. Gene Ontology annotation, molecular function: protein binding. The record is from RefSeq and is a predicted model, not a curated record. Bases 226 to 1797 code for a protein of 523 amino acids.
UGCCAGAGCUCUGAACCUAAACCAGGACAGUAUUUGAGAAGCUCCGAAUAAAUUCAGGGACUAUAAAGAAGAACCUUGUAUUUUCAUUUUUUUUCCCAUUAUGUUUCAGGGUCGCUAAUGACAAAACAUUGGGACAGCUUUGAACAUGACAAGCCUGCAUCGGGGCUGCAGGUAGUGACUACCUUUCACCACUGAGGGAGGGCACUAUCUGUGUUUGUCUUGGCGAUGAUGGCAGACAUACUAGAGCUGCGGACAGACGGGAACUCUCUCCUGAAGGCGGUGUGGCUCCGACGCCUGCGGCUCACCAGGCUCCUGCUGGAUGGUGGUGCCUACAUCAAUGAGAGCAAUGAGCGAGGAGAGACACCGCUCAUGGUGGCCUGCAUGUCCAAACACAGCGACCCGCAGAGCGUGAGUAAGGCAAAGCUGGUUAAGUACCUACUGGAUAACAAGGCUGACCCCAACAUCCAGGAUAAAGCAGGCCGGACAGCCCUGAUGCACGCCUGCAGCCAGAGGGCGGGACAUGAGGUGGUGUCCCACCUGUUGACCAAUGGUGCAGACCCAAGUCUGGAAGACAGGAGUGGGGCCUCUGCUCUGGUCUAUGCCAUUAACGAAGAAGAUAAGGAGACCCUAAAGGGUCUCCUAGACGCAUGUAAAGCCAAGGGCAAAGAGGUCAUCAUUAUCACCACAGACAAGUCACCCUCUGGCACCAAAACCACCAAGCAGUACCUGAAUGCCCCCCCUUCCACAGAGCUAGAGGAUAAGUGCUCCGCUGCAUUCUGCACCACUCCCUCUGACAUUGAGCUCAUCACCUCCUCAUCACCUAACUCAGCCGAGCAGCACAACACUAUCUUCAGUUUCCAGACAAAGUUGAAAACAUCGUCGAGCACAGCAGCAAAGCUUCCCAAUGGGCCGACUUCACCCACGCUGCGACCAGCCAACCCCAAGCGUGCUCGUUUACCCCAGCUGAAACGUCUGCAGUCGGAGCCCUGGGGGCUGAUCGCUCCCUCCGUCCUGGCUCCAGCUGAGGCCCACGAGGAGAGUAAAAGAACCACCUCUGAUGAGGACGUUGUCACAGGCAUCAAUGGACUUUCUCUGUCCAAGAGAUCGACUCUGUCUCGACAAAACAGUGUGGAUGGCAAGGAUGUGUUGUUUCCACAAAUUUCAUCCUCAUUAUCUGUCCCUCCAACUUCCAAAUCGGCAUAUGAGAAGAGUUUGUGUCAGCAGCACCAGCCCCUAGCCCGGCGUAGCACCGUCCCUGCAGAGCAGGACAGUAGCAGUAAAACUGGGCUAGCCAGUUUGAGAGACACAGUCUACAGGAGAUGGCUGGGCACUGACCACUAUGACUCAGACUUCCAGCUGUACUCAGACUGUGGCAUGCUGGACUCUCCUAAAGUUCCUCUAGAAAGGAAGAAACUCAACGGGUCUCCGUUAGCCAUUCUGACCAACUCCAGGGAGUCCAUAGACAUCAACAACAGCAUGUCAUCUCCCAGCACAGCACGGCGGUGCGCACCAGGCCUCCUGGAGAGGCGAGGCUCAGGGACUCUGCUGCUGGACUACAUUUACCAUACCCGGCCUGGCCAUCUACCCCCCCUGAACUUCAACCCCAACCCUCCUAUACCUGACAUUGGAACCAGCAGCAAGCCCUCAUCCCCUCUUGCCUCAGGUUUCAGAUCAAUAGCUCCAGUAGCAGCAAACUCACCAAAUAGAGGCCAGCUCAAGUCAAAGAAGAAACUUGUAAGGAGGCACUCUAUGCAAGUGGAGCAAAUGAAACAACUCUCUGCUUUUGAGGAGCUGUAGUGGGACUCAUUGUUUGUAGAUGUAGCAAUGUUCACCACAUAAAAAAAAACUUGUAACUUUUCUAAAGAAAAUGUCCUGAUUUUGUAGAUUUUUUUUAUUUCAACCUUUCCUCUUAGAAAAUCAGUGGAACAAGAAUAUAACUUGCUUAUACAGUUGUAAAUGUUAUUAAUGCUCUUAGAAUAUCAGCACCACGUAUUCAACAUUACAGGUUAGACACUAGCAACAUCUCAAGGUAACAACUGAUGGCUGAGAGAUUCAAAAACAUUAAAUUUCUAGACAAUUAAAAAUCACAAAAACUAUUUGAAUGUAACCAUAUGAAUAACAAUUAUUUGUUGGGCCAUCAAGUCCUUUAGAUGUGCAAUCCUAAGAACACAUACAGCAGGAGAUACAUGUGUAGCCAACAAACCAGAUGGUUGCGUAGAAUUAUGUUAUUCAUUCAAAAUGCAGGUGGGCUAACUAGAAAUACAAAAAAAUGUGUUAUGUUUUGUAUGUUGUAGCUCUAGUAUGAAAGGGAGUUUGAUUGUUUUGUAUGUUGUAGCUCUAGUAUGAAAGGGAGUUUGAUUGUUUUGUAUGUUGUAGCUCUAGUAUGAAAGGGAGUUUGAUUGUUUUGUAUGUUGUAGCUCUAGUAUGAAAGGGAGUUUGAUUGUUUUGUAUGUUGUAGCUCUAGUAUGAAAGGGAGUUUGAUUGUUUUGUAUGUUGUAGCUCUAGUAUGAAAGGGAGUUUGAUUGUUUUGUAGCAAACUUGUAUACAGUGCCUUCAAGACAAUUAUCGGAAAAGAAGGUGGAUCAAAAAGUUAUUUAUAAGUCCCAAUGCAACCAAAAGGUGUUUUGUUUUAGUGCCGUUGGUUUCCUGCCCAAUAUGAAAGGCUAAGAAAACAUAAAAAUCCUAUGACUUAUAUGCCUUAAGUACAAUUAAAGAGAUUGUGGAAAUCAGCACUUCAUUAUCGUAAAUUCCAAAUUGCCCAAGAGAAAAAUAAAAUGUUGUUUCUCCAAAUGUUUUGUAGAUAUAGCAGGGCAUGUAUUUUCAUACAUUAGUUCCAUGACAAAACAACACAAAUUCAGCAAAAAAAGCAACUGCGUUUAUUUUCAGCAAUCUCAACAUCUGUAAAUAUUUAUAUAUAAUAAUUAAUAUAUGCCAUU